CCGAAAUAGUUUCAACCUGCCACUUCCUUGUUUUUCAAAAGUUUAUUUUGAAAGAAGUUGGUUGCGUUUUCGGCGUCUCCUGUACUCAAAUCCACCUGUUUAACAGUCAAGCUCGCUGUAUCUUUAGCAGUGUUUGACUAAACGCAUGAAGAGCUUUGAUGGUUCAUGACAGUGGCUAGCUCGUAGGCUGGCUCUUGAUUUUGGAGGGGGAAACACGGAGAGUUUGAUCGCGGCGGCAGCAGAAUGUUAUCCGCCUCCGCUGCCAGUGUCGAGGAUUUCAGCCUCAGGUUUCCACUGCAUGUCCUGGUGUGGGAGAAUGAUUACAGAAAGCUGGAAACAGAGAUACAGACGAGUAACAUUGAAGAGGUGGAUCCUAGGGGCCGGACCCCUCUGCAUCUGGCCGUCUCACUAGGACACUUGGAGUCAGUCAGAGUGCUGCUGAGACACGGUGCAGAUGUUGCCAAAGAAAAUGGCAAAAACUGGACUGUGUUGCAGGAAGCGGUCAGCACAGGAGAUCCAGAGAUGGUGCAGUUGGUGCUCCAGAGGCGAGAUUAUCUUAAAGCCUCCACUGCGCUUGGUGGCGUUCCAGAGUUACUGUGCAAGAUCCGCGAGUCUCCAGAUUUCUACAUGGAGAUGAAGUGGGAGUUUACUAGCUGGAUUCCUCUCGUGUCCCGCGUGUGUCCCAGCGACGUGUGCCGAAUCUGGAAGAGUGGGGCCUGUCUGAGGGUAGACACCACCCUGCUGGGCUUUGAAAACAUGACCUGGAUCAGAGGAAGAAGAAGCUAUAUCUUUAGAGGAGAGGACAACUGCACUGAGCUAAUGGAAGUGAAUCACGAGGAUGAGGUGGUGGAUACAGAGCGCUUUGAUCUGUCCCGUGAGAUGGAGGACGUCACACUGGACUCUAUGCAGCCUGCCGAACAGGAAGUUGCAAAGAGGCUGACGACAUCCAUUGUCAACACAUAUCUGGACACAAAGGACAUUGCUUUUGAGAGGGCCAAAUCUGGAAUCUGGGGUUGGAGGUCAGACAGAACAGAAGUGGUAAAUGGAUAUGAAGCCAAGGUUUUUUCAGUGAACAAUGUGAACGUUGUGAUUCGCACCAGGACGGAGCACCUCACAGACGAGGAGAAGGCCAGGAUAAAAAGUGAAAGGAAUGUUCUGGAAUCUUUACUGGGCACGGUAGAACAACAGAUCGGUGCUCAAGGGGACAUGACUAUGGAGUUUGCCACUGCCACAAACCCCACAGCUAUUACUCCAGAGGAGUACUUCAACCCCAACUUCGACCUGCAGGGCAGAGACAUCGGCCGGCCCAUUGAGCUCACCAUCAGAACACAGAAGUUUAAAGGCACUCUGUGGAUGAGUGAGGAACAUCCUCUCUCUCUGGUAGAGCAGGUCACUCCUAUUAUUGACCUGAUGGCUCGCACCAGCACUCACUUCGCCCGACUCAAGGACUUCAUCAACCUCAGGUUUCCCCCUGGCUUCCCGGUGAAGAUCGAAAUCCCUCUGUUCCAUGUUUUGAAUGCCCGCAUCACUUUUGGAAGUGUCAACAAGUGCAGUACUGAUGAGCCGCUGGACACCAAAACACCGGCUUCUACACCCACACCUACUGAAGAGACGUGCGACAACCAGGCAGCAGCUCCUGCAGGACCUGCUCCAUUAUUCCAGGUUAGUCCAUCUGUGUUUUUGGCUCCUGCACACUAUCACCAUCGAGGAGGCUAUCGACACGCAAACCCACGCCAGUACAACCCAGUCAAUCACGAUGAAGAGCUGCUCCAGUACGCCAUUCACCAGAGUCUGCUGGACUCCAGUGUGCUCAACUCUCAGGACACUUGGAGUGAUUCUGAUGGACAGGCGACACAAUCCAUGACAAACCGCUUGAGUGAUGGGUCUGGUUCUGAGGGCGUUCUGGUAGACCUCAGUGACACCACGCCCUCCAGCUCUGGCUCCGCCUCUAGCCCAGACACUGACCUGCGAUUGGCCAUGGAGCUCUCGGCCCGCGCGCAAGAGGAGGAGGAAAAGAGGAGGAAAGAAGAAGAAGAGGAAUUAGAGAGGAUUUUACAACUCUCCUUAACAGAAAAGUGACAAAAUAAUGUGUGCGGUUGGACGGCAUUGCUUGCUGACUGAGGUUCUGAUGUGAUAAAUGUGGAAGAACCUGCCCGGCUCUGUUCGGGAAUCUCGCUGUUCCUUCCUCCUGUAGCUGACAGCGCUAUUUAUUUAGUCAAAAUGUGUUGAUUCAUUUUUUUAUUUUUCUUGAUGUCUUGAAUGUUCAGCUUUUUGUUCUGUAAGUGUUUUUAAAGGAGUAUUGACUUCCAGCUUGCAGUAUCUCUCUCACUACUUUUUGUAUGACGAACCAGUGUGCGCUUGAACCGAUUUUGUUUUUUAACGUUAUCCUCAUUGUAUGCCAUUAAUAGACAGAAAUCGUAUUUUGCUCUUCCAGUAGUAAACAAGGAUCUGAGAAUGGUUAGAGCCACAAUCUUGCAUUGAUUUAUUAACAGGACAUAUAUUUUAGGGUUUUUUAUGCUGUGUUUAAAUAACAAAUUGAAAAAAAUAUACAAAUAAAUUCUGGUUAUGGUUAUUAGCACAUCAUUAAUCCGGGAUACAGAAUUCAGUUUCAUUAUUUAAACAUGAUUUAACUUUUGGUAUUUGGGUGUAAGUCUUAACUCUAAUUAAUUGCCAAAAUGUUUAUUGGUUUGUGUACCUGAUCAGGGUUUAGCGUCGGUUUGAUUCCUGGUUAAUUGUCAUGCUGUAAGAUCAAGUAUCCUGUUUUUUUUUAGCAUGUUAAAGAAAUCCUAAAGGCAUUUGUAAAACUGUGAUGUAUGUUUGACAAACACACACACACAAAAAAGGUUUUUACUUAAAUAAAAGCACUUUAUUGACGUUAUGGCGCUUUGUUAACUAUAAGACAGUCAAAUAAAUUAUAAAAACAGCA
Messenger RNA from Danio rerio (zebrafish), 2926 nucleotides. The record is from RefSeq and is a predicted model, not a curated record. NCBI's taxonomy places the organism in Eukaryota, Metazoa, Chordata, Actinopteri, Cypriniformes, Danionidae.